CGUCUGCCUGAGGAGACUGUCACAAACACCUCCAGCAGAGAAAAGAUGACUUCCCAAGUUCUCCCGUCCAUCCUGCUGGUCAUUUCUACUGUCCAUGCUUUCCAGUAUACAGAGCUGGCGCAGUACAUUGACAGCCAUCAAGAAGAAUAUGUGGAGACUCUGCGGGACUGGGUUGCAAUCGAAAGUGACUCCAGCAAUGUCUUGAAGAGACCAGACCUUCACCGCAUGAUGGAGAUGACUGCUCAGAAGCUGAGGCAGAUGGGAGGGACUGUAGAGCUGGUGGACAUCGGAGAACAAGAACUUCCUGGUGGGCAGACUAUAGCGUUGCCUAAAGUGGUGACAGGGAAGUUUGGCUCCGACCCAAACAAACACACAGUGUGUGUCUACGGUCAUGUGGACGUCCAGCCAGCGAAGCUAGAGGACGGCUGGGCGACGGAUCCCUACAACCUGACUGACAUCAAUGGUAACCUUUAUGGAAGAGGAGCAUCAGACAACAAGGCCCCAGUUUUAGCCUGGAUCCAUGCUGUGGAGGCUUACCAGGCCCUCAAUAUGGAGCUGCCUGUGAACGUGAAGUUUGUCAUUGAGGGCAUGGAGGAGACGGGCUCUAACGGCCUGGACGCCAUGAUCCUGGCCCAACGGGACACCUUCUUCUCCGACGUGGAUUACAUAAUCAUCUCAGACUGUGGCUGGCUCAGCCGACGGCCCGCCCUCACCUACGGCACCAGAGGCAACUGCUACUUCUAUGCUGAGGUUGAAGGACCUAAACAGGACUUACAUUCUGGUGUUUAUGGAGGCACUGUGAUCGAACCAAUGACUGACCUUAUUGGCAUCCUUGACACACUUAUCAGCCCCAGUGGUAAGAUCCUGAUUCCUGGGAUUAGGGAGGCUGUGGCUCCUCUCUCUGAUGAGGAAUGGAAAAUGUACCAGGACAUCCAAUUUGACAUCGACAACUACAAGACCAAAAUCGGUGUCAACCAGCUCAUGUACAGCAACAAAGUUGACUUGUUAGCCCACAUGUGGCGCUACCCCACUGUCUCCGUCCAUGGCAUUGAGGGGGCCUUCUCUGACCCCGGCACAAAGACAGUCAUCCCUGCUAAGGUUACAGCUAAGUUCUCCAUUAGACAAGUUCCAAACAUGGACCCUGCUAUGGUCAAGAAACAGGUAACAGACUACCUUCACUCUGUGUUUGCCAAGAGGAAGAGUCCUAACAAGCUGAAAGUCACCAUGGUGAUCGGGGCCAAGCCUUGGCUGGCUGACACUCAACAUCCUCUGUAUGAGGCUGGGAAGGCUGCUGUCAAGAGAGUUUUUGACAUGGAUCCUGAUCUGAUCCGUGAGGGCGGGACCAUCCCUAUUGCGAGAACCUUCCAGGAUGUGACAGGGAAAAGCAUCAUCAUGAUGCCCAUCGGAGGCUUUGAUGAUGGGCUGCACUCCCAGAACGAGAAAAUGAGCAGGUACAACUAUAUUGAGGGAACCAAGCUAUUCAUCGCCUACUUGAAUGAAGUAUCCCAGAUUAACAAAACCAGUGUGUGACAUUUCAUGGCAUGAUUAAACGACCUCCUAAACCAUUCCAGCUACGAUGAGCUCUCCUUGACAAAAGCCUUUUAUAAGGGUUUAUAAGGUUUUAUAUUGUCACUGUUUCUUUCAUCCAUUGUUCUGUGUCUUGCCAAGCUUUUAUUUAUCUGCAUCUCAAGCUCCUCCUCCGUCUCUCUUUUCUGCUAUGCCUCUUGCCAUUUAGUCUGUAAAAUGUAUUAAAUAAAGCCUCUAUUCUAACUUGUGAAUGUAGACAAAAAAAUCUAUCUAUCUAUCUAUCUGACAUUGUAAGUGAUUGUGCGCAUGCUACCACUUUUGAUUGGUCAAAAUGUGUAAAGUCAUCUUGUGUUCUCUUCACUCACUUUGCAUAUGUAACAUGUUUUUAUGCUCCAUAUAAUGUGAGAGAGUACUGAAAGUGUGUGCGUGUCAUGUAGUAAAAGCUGUACAAUGCAA
Micropterus salmoides (largemouth bass) is the source of this 1983-nucleotide messenger RNA. RefSeq lists its product as uncharacterized. Bases 46 to 1530 code for a protein of 494 amino acids. The transcript has 12 exons. Gene Ontology annotation, molecular function: metallodipeptidase activity. The record is from RefSeq and is a predicted model, not a curated record. Gene Ontology annotation, cellular component: cytosol. Gene Ontology annotation, biological process: proteolysis. NCBI's taxonomy places the organism in Eukaryota, Metazoa, Chordata, Actinopteri, Centrarchiformes, Centrarchidae.